AUGGCGUGCCGAGACUCCGAUUCGGAUGAAUGGGACGAAGACUCCACGGACCUCGAAGGGGCGGAUGAGGAGCUGAUCGAUGAACAGGAUCCGCCGCCGGUGCGUAUCCUCUUAAUAGCUUUCAUGUGUAUGUUCCAGGGCUACGGCUGCAUGGUCGGUGGUCCAGCGCAUGCGCUGAAACAUAAGCUGGGGAUCAGCCACGAGCAAGCAGCGGAAUUCCAGGAUGCCACGGCGAGUUUCCAGCUCGCGAAGAUGUUGAUGCGCGUGUGUCAGAUUGCAUUCCUGGCCUUCAUGGAACCCACAGGCAUCGUCUACAUGGCCUAUGUGGUGAUGUUCCUGGCGCUGUGGGUGCCGGUGGUCUUCGUCUGGGGCGCCGGCGUCACCGAGCUCUGGGUGGUCUAUCUCCAGUACAUCUUGGGCGGCGUGGCGAUUGGCCUCUUCGAGGGCACCUUCUUGAGCGUGAUCAGUUCGCUCGGGAGGAACACCAAGACCUUUGCGAUCAUGGGAGCGCCCCUGGGCUUCUUCGUGAACAACACGAUUCUGGCGCUGCUCACGCAGGUGGGCGUGCCGGACAUCUUCUACUACUUCUACGAUGCCAUGUGCUUGCCCUUCGCCAUGUACAUCUUCCACGUGUACAGGCCCAGGGAGGCGAAGGGCGCGGGCAAGGGCAAGGGCUGCUCGGUGUUCAUGUCCUCCAUCUCCCAUGCCAUGGAUUGGCUGCCACACAUGAUUUUGUGGUUUGUGGCCAAGUUCAUUGGCAACUUUGUCCUGGAG
This is a messenger RNA of Durusdinium trenchii, 774 nucleotides long. Lineage: Eukaryota; Dinophyceae; Suessiales; Symbiodiniaceae. The record is from the annotation of a GenBank genome assembly.